Tetrahymena thermophila SB210 is the source of this 762-nucleotide messenger RNA. Its product is annotated as alanine-tRNA ligase, putative. The record is from RefSeq and is a predicted model, not a curated record. Gene Ontology annotation, biological process: regulation of translational fidelity; alanyl-tRNA aminoacylation. Gene Ontology annotation, molecular function: Ser-tRNA(Ala) deacylase activity; ATP binding; alanine-tRNA ligase activity. Lineage: Eukaryota; Ciliophora; Oligohymenophorea; Hymenostomatida; Tetrahymenidae. The transcript has a single exon.
AUGGAAGUACUUAAAUAAGAAAAAACUUAUUUGCUCGACAGCUACUUAUUUUCUUUGAAUACAAAGAUCACCUAGGUAAAGCAAGACGAAUCUGAUCCUAAUUUACUUAAUAUCUUAUUUGAAAAAACUAUUUUCCAUCCUUAAGGAGGCGGUCAACCUUCAGAUAAUGGAUUUAUUGAAGUAAAUGGUGAAUAAAUCCCUGUAAAAAAAUUGAUUUACAUUAGAGAGCAAGAGCUUAUUUUCCAUUAAGUAGAAAAAAAAGACUGUAUCAAAGAGAAUUAGGAAGUGAGAAUGCAAAUUGAUGAAAAUUUCAGAAGAUAAAACGUCUUGCUUCACUCUGGAGGUCACUUGAUAGAUGUUGCUGUAAACAGAUUAGGUUAUGAAUGGGAAGCUGGUAAAGGUUAUCAUUUUAUUGAUGGUCCUUAUGUUGAAUACACUGUAAACAAAUGGGAAGAAGGUAGCUAAGAAAAAUUAAAGGACUAAAUCAAUUAAGAAUUAGAAAAAAUUUUGACAGAGGGUUCUCCUGAAAAUCCAUCUAUAUGUAAAAUAUACGAAUAUGAUGAAGCCAAAAAAGAAAUCAGUAAUUUUCCUACUUAUCUUCCUGAAGGAAUAAAUAUUAGAUGGGUAAAACUUAAUAAAUUAGACCCUGGAUGUCCAUGUGGUGGAACUCAUGUAAAGAAUGUGUCUGAUUUUAAGAAAGUUGUUGUUAAUAAAAUCCAAAAGAAAGGAAAAAAACUAAAAGUAUCUUAUACAGUUUAGUGA